AUGCCGGCGAUUCGCAAAUGCUGUAUUGUGGGGUGCAUGUCUAAUUCUCGAACAAAUCCCAAUUUACAAUUUUUUCAAUUUCCAAGACCUGAAAAUCCUUACCACAAAGAAUGGAAGCAGGCAUGUCAUGCUUCGAUGAGUCGUAUACUGCCAUUUAAGAAACCAGUUUUAUGUGCCGCCCAUUUCUUGCCACAACACAUUGGAGGUCGCCGCUUGACAAGCAAUGCAGUGCCGACCCUUAAUCUAGAUGUUCCUGCGAAUCUUAAGGAUGUGGAAAACCAAGCCAUGUUUGUUGAGCUCGAAAGGAGUCGUAAACAUGCCUACAUCAACGCCGUAGUCUAUGAAUGGCUGGUGAGGGCCAAUUUAAAUCCUCAACUACGUGGUUCCAUUACCCAUGGCAUGAUUAAGGAAAAGGCGGAGACAGCAAAACAAAUUAUUGGCUGUGAAGGAUUUGUGGCGGAUAAUCGCUGGUUAAAUCGUUUUCGUGAAACACACUUAACAAAUUUUGCCAAAAAGCUGGCCUCCAAUCAACUGAAGCCCAUGGGCCCAUCGCUAUGGAUACCGGAUAUUGUGCAAGAUUUGCAGGCUUCGUUUCCGCCCACAAACGUGGAACGUUUGGACAAUUUUGAGAAUGUACCCGAACAAUAUAUCGACUACAUGAAACAAUAUGGGGAGUAUGAUGAAGACGAUGACACCGACCAGGAUCAAUCAGUAAGUGGUAUUAAGGAGGAAGAUGAUCAGGAUAGUAAGACAAAAGCACAAGCCUACUAUCAAAGUUAUAAAGCGGGGCAAAAUAAUUAUUACAAUCAUGGCCAACAGCAGUUUAACAACUCAUAUGGCUCAGAUGGAUCGAGCAACUAUAACACCUAUGAAGAUUAUUACAACGACAGGCAGCGCAAUGGUCGGCCACCUUCUCAUUCAUCGGCCCAAAAUGACCAUGCCAUGAAGCAUAGAUACAGCUUACCAAAUCCCGUAAACGGUCAUGCCAAUAAACGACGACUAUCAGCCUCUGAUGGUGAUAGGAAUGGACAAUUAAGUAAACGGGCCACGCCGAACUUUGGAUCGAGAUCCCAAUCACCUACCGUCGAAAGCAAUGAAAACAACAAUGAGAAGAGUUUUAAAAUAAAAUUGCCCCUGGCCAAUGGCAAUAGUCGUUCUACGUCCUCGCCCACAAAUUCGCAACAAUCGAAUACCAACAACAAUUCCCGCUCCAAUUCACCGAAAUCACAAAAUGGCGAUAUCACCACAAAUGGCCACACAUCACCAUCGCCCAGUCUGGCAACAAAUAUCAAAGACUUGGAAACCUAUGAACAAGCAUUGGAAUACCUAAAGCCCUUGGAAGAUUUUGCUCUGUUCAAAGAGAAUUUCAGAGCCAUUGGCUUAUUGUCACAACUGGAGGCGGUUCUGCGAAAAGGCAAAUUGUCAUCAGAGACUGAACCUAAUGGUGUAUAA
Messenger RNA from Musca domestica (house fly), 1452 nucleotides. RefSeq lists its product as uncharacterized. Bases 1 to 1452 code for a protein of 483 amino acids. NCBI's taxonomy places the organism in Eukaryota, Metazoa, Arthropoda, Insecta, Diptera, Muscidae. The transcript has a single exon. The record is from RefSeq and is a predicted model, not a curated record.